CUCAUCCUGCUGCCUCACCAAACAGCUCAUAGUGUCAUCAGUGUGUUCUCUCCUCUGCUUCUCUGCUGUUCGCUCCAUUCAAAGAUUCAAAUCUUCUUCCGCGCAGCUACGGCUUCCUUCUCCUUGCCUGCGCUUUCGUUUGGCCGGCGAGUUACCGCAGAAUCCCAGUCUCCUCUGCGCUGAGAUCUCAUAUCCAUCCCGGAGAGUUCGCCGGUCCGGCUUGUCCAGUAAUCUCCCCCGCCCCCAAAAAAAUUACAUCCGAUUUCGUGGCGUUUUCUUGGAGGCAUUAACUGCGUGUGCCGCGUCCAGCAUUCGAGCAAUGGCGAGACUCGCCGUGGCGCCGCUGCUGCUGCUGCUGGCAACGGCGGCGGAGGGCCUUGGGGUGAACUGGGGCACGCAGGCGUCGCACCCGCUGCCGCCCAAGGUGGUCGUGCAGCUGCUCAGGGACAACGGCAUCAAGAAGGUCAAGCUCUUCGAGACCAACUUGGACGCCAUGCGCGCGCUCGCCGGCAGCGGCAUCGAGGCCAUGCUCGCCAUCCCCAACAACAUGCUCCACGACAUCGCCCAAGACUCCGGCGCCGCCAAGGACUGGGUCAAGCGCAACGUCAAGCGCUUCGACUUCGACGGCGGCGUAGUCAUCAAGUACGUGGCCGUCGGCAACGAGCCAUUCUUGGGAGCAUACAACGGCUCCUUCAUCAAGGUCACCUUACCGGCUCUCCAGAACAUCCAGAACGCCCUAAACGACGCCGGCGUCGGUGACCGGAUCAAGGCCACGGUACCUCUUAACGCCGAUGUGUACAACUCCCCAGCCAAGAACCCUGUGCCGUCGGCGGGCCGCUUCCGCUCCGACAUCUCGGGCGUCAUGACGGACAUCGUCAAGUUCCUGGCGAAGAACAAGGCGCCCUUCACCGUCAACAUCUACCCGUUCCUCAGCCUCUACCUCAACGACAACUUCCCGCUCGACUUCGCCUUCUUCGAUGGGACCGCCACGCCUGUGCACGACAACGGCGUCACCUACACCAACGUGUUCGAGGCCAACUUUGACACGCUGGUGGCGGCGCUGGCGGCGGUGGGUCACGGCGACAUGCCUAUCAUCGUCGGCGAGGUCGGCUGGCCCACCGACGGCGACAGGCGCGCCAAGUCGUCCCACGCGCAGCGGUUCUACGACGGGCUGCUGAAGCGCCUGGCGUCGAACCGCGGCACGCCGGCGCGGCCGAGCCAGCACCUCGAUGUGUACCUGUUCGGGCUCGUCGACGAGGACCAGAAGAGCGUGCAGCCGGGCAGCUUCGAGCGGCACUGGGGCAUCUUCCGGUACGAUGGCCAGCCCAAGUUCGCCAUGGACCUGAGCGGGCAGGGCCGGAACACGACGCUCGUGCCGGCGAAGGGCGUGCAGUACCUGUCCAGGACGUGGUGCGCGCUCAACCCCAAGGCCAGCAGGAACGACCUCGGCAAGCUCCUCGGCGCCAAGAUCGACUACGCGUGCACCAAUGCCGACUGCACGCCGCUCGGCUACGGCUCGACGUGCAACGGCAUGGACGCCAAGGGCAACGCGUCCUACGCCUUCAACGCAUACUACCAGGCGCAGAGCCAGAAGGACGAGGCCUGCGACUUCCAGGGACUCGCUCUGCCCACCGAGACGGAUCCCUCCACCGCGGCGUGCAACUUCACCAUCCAGAUCGCCACCUCGGCGGCGGCAGCGGUGCGGCUCAGCGUGGCGGCGGUGGCUGCCGCGCUGGUGGUGGCGUCGGCCCAGCUCUUGCUGUCGUGGUAGUGUUAGACACUGCCGCCGUGUUUGUGUAUUCAUUCUAGAGAAGAUCAACGGCGAUUGUUGACUUGUAUUCUGCCUCAUUUUGGACGCGAUCGUAGAUGUUUUUCUUCCAUUUAAAUCUGGUACGGAGUACCAUAGUUUGUAGAAGCUUUACAAGCGAAAAUUCAAUUUGUCUCCUA
This is a messenger RNA of Lolium perenne, 1947 nucleotides long. RefSeq names its product glucan endo-1,3-beta-glucosidase 8-like. Gene Ontology annotation, biological process: carbohydrate metabolic process. NCBI's taxonomy places the organism in Eukaryota, Viridiplantae, Streptophyta, Magnoliopsida, Poales, Poaceae. Gene Ontology annotation, molecular function: hydrolase activity, hydrolyzing O-glycosyl compounds. The record is from RefSeq and is a predicted model, not a curated record.